UGCCUAUGAGUUGGGCAAAGAAUUUAGUAAGUGGGUGGAUGAAUUCAAACAUGAUCAUGUUUUACUACAAUCAUUUACCAAAGAACGAGAAGAAAUGUGGAGAGCACGAUUAAGGGAGUUGGUGGAAAACCCACGACCUCUAAAGGCAUCACAAAAUUUGCUUACUAGCAAAUGCCUUGAUGAUACCAGACAAAUAGGAAUGAAUGUCGAUAAUAAAAUCGGAACAAGUAAUGACGCAUAUAUUACUCGUCAAGUUGACUUAUCGCUCACUCCUGAAUCGUAA
Molecule: messenger RNA, 283 nt
Organism: Acaulospora morrowiae
Lineage: Eukaryota; Fungi; Glomeromycota; Glomeromycetes; Diversisporales; Acaulosporaceae
Source: the annotation of a GenBank genome assembly